CUCAUAAAACGUACUUCUUUACGGCAAUAUGUUAUUUUGGAAACUUUAUAUCAUUUUAAGUUUUAGCUCUAUUUUGGUUUGGUGUAAUUUUUGUACGCGUCUUACUAAGAGGCCUGUUCGAAAAACGGUUAUGAGAAAUGAUGUUCUUGUUAAUCAGACAAUGUACGAAGCAACAACAGUUAGGGAAUGUUGCCGUGGCUAUCGUUUGAAAAAUGAACAAUGUAUUCCAGUUUGCCGCAAAGGUUGUGCAAAUGGCAACUGUGUGAGACCCAAUCAGUGCGAGUGCAAAAUAGGAUAUAAGUUCUUUAGCGAAUUUUCUCGUAAUCGUUGUGUUCCCGAUUGUGGCAAAUGUGAGCAUGGCUUUUGUAGUGUCCCAGGAAAAUGUAUAUGUAACUUUGGAUUUGAACUUGUGGGAGACACUUGCCAACCUGUGUGUAAUAAUUGUGAGAAUGGCUCUUGUAAAAUACCCGGAGUAUGCGAGUGCAAUAAAGGUUAUGCAAAAUCUAUAGCUUUUACCAAAUGUGAACCAAUAUGUCAGACAAACUGUCCGCAUGGCAGGUGUAUAGCACCAGACCAGUGUGCCUGUAAUGAACGUUAUCAAUUGAAUAAUCUAAAUGUUUGUGAAGCCAUUUGUGAAAAUGGCUGUCAAAAUGGCAAAUGUAUAGCACCAGAUACAUGUAUAUGUAAUACGGGUUAUCAAAAAUCUGUAAAUGGUUCAACAUGUAAACCGAUUUGUGAGUCUGGCUGUAAAAAUGGUAAAUGUAUAAAGCCUGGCCAGUGUGAAUGCGACAGAGGUUAUAGCUUAAAUGCCAACAAUGAGUGUGAACCAGUUUGCAUAGGAGGCUGUUUAAAUGGUAGAUGUGUGGUACCUGAUUUCUGUGAAUGUAAUGCAGGCUAUGAAAUGGACUCUCUACAAAAAUGCCAACCUAUUUGCAAAACUGGUUGUCCCAAUGGCACCUGUAAGUCACCGGAUCAAUGUGAAUGUAAUCAGGGUUUUGAAAUGGAUAAGGAAAACAUAUGUCAACCUAUUUGUAAGACUGGUUGCCCAAAUGGCACUUGUAAAGCUUCUGGAUUAUGUGAAUGUAAUGAGGGCUAUAAAAUGAACUUGCAGGGAAAUUGUGAACCUGUUUGUGAGCAAGGUUGUUUAAAUGGUCACUGUAUUAAACCAAAUACUUGUGAAUGUUUGAAGGGUUUUCAGCAAUUAACAGCUGCUGCAUGUGAGCCUAUUUGCCAUACAGGCUGUCCUAAUGGCAAGUGUAUUGCACCCGAAACAUGUCAAUGUAAUGAGGGCUAUAACAUGUCCAGCUUUAAUAAAUGCGAGCCAAUUUGUUCACAAGGCUGUUCAAAUGGUCAAUGUACAGCCCCUGAGUUUUGCACUUGUGAUUCUGGCUACUCCAAGGCCACACCCAGUACUUGUCAGCCAGUAUGUGAAUUGGGUUGCCUAAAUGGCCGUUGCAUGGCUCCAAAUAGCUGUGAGUGCGAUAAAGGCUAUAGAAUGAUGAAUGAUACCAACCAAUGUAAACCAAUUUGCAGCCAAGGUUGUGCAAAUAGUUUUUGCAUAGCUCCCGAUACCUGUGAGUGUAAUUUUGGUUUUAAAACAAUUUCCAAAAAACAUUGUCAACCCAUUUGUGAAUCUGGUUGCCCGAAUGGUCAUUGCAUUUCACCCGAAAUUUGUGAGUGUAAUAAGGGUUAUGAAAUGAACUCAGAGAAUGAAUGUGAACCGAUAUGUGGCUCUGGGUGUCCGAAAGGAAAAUGUAUUGCUCCAGAAACCUGCGAAUGCUAUCAGGGAUAUCAAAUGAAUAGUGAAAAUAUGUGUGAGCCAAUUUGUCAAGAUGGCUGUCUCAAUGGCCAGUGUGUGGCACCAGAUACCUGUGAAUGUUUCAAGGGCUAUAGCAAAUCGUUAUCCAACUCUUGUUUUGCAGUUUGUGAAACAGGUUGUACGAAUGGAAAAUGUAUUUCGCCCGGCAUCUGUGAAUGUGAUCAGGGAUACACAAUGCAGGCAGAUAAUCAAUGUGAAGCGGUUUGCUCCAAAGACUGUGAGAAUGUUAAAUAUGUGGCUCCGGAAACCUGUGAAUGUCAUCAGGGAUAUCAAAUGAAUGGUGAAAAUAAAUGUAAAGCAAUAUGUUCAGCAGGCUGCGACAAUGGUCAGUGUGUCUCCCCUGAAACUUGUGAAUGCUAUCAGAAAUACCAAAUGAAUGGCGAAAAUAAAUGUCAACCUGUUUCCCGAAAAUUGGUAGUGGUUUCCUCAGGAUGUCAUAAUAUAAAUUUUAGUUUUGCAAUUUAUAUAGAAUAUUUUAGAUUGUCCGAAUCAGAGACAGUACGUGUUUGUUGCCGUGGCUAUCGCAUGAAAAAUAAAGUAUGUACACCAAUUUGCCCUAAGGGUUGUGAAAACGGCAACUGUGUAAAACCCAAUCAGUGCGAGUGCAAAAUAGGAUAUAAGUUUUUUAGCGAAAAUACUACUAAUCGCUGUGUUCCCAAAUGUGGCAAAUGUGAGAAUGGCUUUUGUAGCGGACCAGGCAACUGUACCUGUAAUAGUGGUUUUGAACUUGUAGGCGCUACUUGCCAACUUGUGUGUAAUAACUGUGAGCAUGGCUCUUGUAAAAUUCCUGGAAAAUGCGAGUGCAAUACAGGUUAUAGAAAUUCUACAAUUUUUAACAAAUGUGAACCAAUAUGCCAAAAUAACUGUGUCAAUGGCAGAUGCAUAGCACCAAAUCAGUGCGCCUGUAAUAAGGGUUAUAAAAUGAAUGAAUCGAAUGCUUGUGAACCCAUUUGUAAAGUACCUGAUAAAUGUGAGUGUGAUAAGGGUUAUGAAAAAUCAGGAAAUAAUUUAAGCUGUACAUCGAUUUGUGAGCCGGGCUGUGAAAAUGGCAAAUGUAUAGCACCCAAUACUUGUGACUGUGAUAAGGGUUAUGAAAUGAACUCGGAACAAAAGUGUCAGCCGAUUUGCAAAACAGGUUGCCCCAAUGGUAAAUGCGUAGCUCCAGGAGUGUGCAAAUGUAAUGACCAGUAUGAAAUGACUGAUGGUGAUGACUGUGAACCGAUUUGUAAAAAUGGCUGUCCUAAUGGUCAGUGUAUAGAACCAGAUAAAUGUGUAUGUUUAGAGGGUUAUAAAAAGCUAUUGGCAAAUUCUUGUUUGCCAGUUUGUGAAACUGGAUGUCCGAAUGGUAAAUGUGUGGCUCCUGAGAUCUGUGAAUGUAAUCAUGGUUAUGCUAUAUUUGAUAAUAAAUGCGAACCUAUUUGCCUAGAAGAGUGCAUAAAUGCUGUGUGUAGUGCUCCUAAUAAAUGUGAAUGUAAACCUGGUUAUUUUAAAACAUCCAACAGUUCAUGCUCAGCCAUUUGUGAUCGUGGAUGUGUGAAUGGAGUGUGUGUGGCACCCAAUUAUUGCAAAUGCGCCACAGGAUAUUACAAUACUUCCAGGAACCAGAUAACUGUUUGUGAAAAGAUAAAUCCCGAUAAGAGACAGCAAAAAUGUUUUCACAACUGCCUCAAUGGUGUCUGCAUAGAUGGGCUAUGCUCUUGUCCAAACAAUUACCUCCUAAGAAGAUUUAAUUCAACAGAUGUUUGUCUACCAAAAUGCCUUCAACAUAAGGAUUGUUUUAAUGGCUUGUGCUCCUCUGAUGGUGUGUGCAGAAAGCAGACUUCUAUCAGUUUAAAAACUGGUCGAAUUUGGAAAUCUUUGUUAAUAUGGCUCAUCAUAGUCCCCUUAGUCAUAUUCAUAUUGGUGAUCGGUGUAUUGGCGAUCAUGUAUUGGAGGACAGGCAGAUAUUCUUGCAGCUUGCGUGGCAUAAGCUAUCGUUGGAAAAAUAAAAAAUGUAUACCCUCUUGCCCGAAAGGUUGUGAAAACGGUUUCUGUGUAAAACCCAAUCAGUGCGAGUGUAAAACAGGAUAUAAGUUUUUUAGUGAAUUUGCUCGUAACCGUUGUGUUCCCGAUUGUGGCAAAUGUGAGCAUGGAUUUUGUAGUGGCCCUGGAAAAUGUAACUGUAACUCUGGUUUUGAACUUGUGGGAGACUCUUGCCAACUUGUGUGUAAUAAUUGUGAGAAUGGCUCUUGUAAAGUACCCGGCAAAUGCGAGUGCAAUAUAGGCUAUGCAAAAUCCAUAGCUUUUACCAAAUGUGAACCAAUAUGUCAGACAAACUGUCCGAAUGGCAGGUGUAUAGCACCAGACCAGUGUGCCUGUAAUGAAGGUUAUCAAUUGAAUAAUCUAAAUGUUUGUGAAGCCAUUUGUGAAAAUGGCUGUCAAAAUGGCAAAUGUAUAGCACCAGAUACAUGUUUAUGUAAUACGGGUUAUGAAAAAUCUGUAAAAGGUUCAACAUGUAAGCCGAUUUGUGAGUCCGGCUGUAAAAAUGGUAAAUGUAUAAAGCCUGGCCAGUGUGAAUGUGACAGAGGUUAUAGCUUAAAUGCCAACAAUGAGUGUGAACCGGUUUGCAUAGGAGGCUGUUUGAAUGGUAGAUGUGCGGCACCUGAUUUCUGUGAAUGCAAAGAGGGCUUUACAGUACUAACACCCCAAUCCUGUAAACCGAUCUGUAAGUCUGGUUGUCCAAAUGGUAGCUGUAUAGCACCGGAAACUUGUAAAUGUAAUGCAGGCUAUGAAAUAGACUCUCUACAAAAAUGCCAACCUAUUUGCAAAACUGGUUGUCCCAAUGGCACCUGUAAGUCACCAGAUCAAUGUGAAUGUAAUCUAGGGUUUGAAAUGGAUAAGGAAAACAUAUGUCAACCUAUUUGUAAGACUGGUUGCCCAAAUGGCACUUGUAAAGCUCCUGGUUUAUGUGACUGUAAUGAGGGCUAUAAAAUUAACUUGCAGGGAAAUUGUGAACCUGUUUGUGAGCAAGAUUGCUUAAAUGGCCACUGUAUUAAACCAAAUACUUGUGAAUGUUUGCAGGGUUUUCAACAAUUAACAGCUGCUGACUGUGAGCCUAUUUGCCAUACAGGCUGUCCUAAUGGGAAGUGUAUUGCACCCGAAACAUGUGAAUGUAAUGAGGGCUAUAACAUGUCCAGCUCUAACAAAUGCGAGCCAAUUUGUUCACAAGGCUGCUCAAAUGGUCAAUGUACAGCUCCUGAGUUUUGCACUUGUGAUUCUGGCUACUCCAAGGCCACACCCAGUACUUGUCAGCCAGUAUGUGAAUUGGGUUGCCCAAAUGGCCGUUGUAUGGCUCCAAAUAGCUGUGAGUGCGAUAAAGGCUAUCAAAUGAUGAAUGACACUAACCAAUGUGAAGCAAUUUGCAGUCAAGGUUGUGAAAAUAGUCUUUGCAUAGCUCCCGAUACCUGUGAAUGUAAUUUUGGUUAUAAAGCAAUUUCCAAAAACCAUUGUGAACCCAUUUGUAAAUCUGGUUGCCCGAAUGGUCAUUGCAUUUCACCCGAAAAUUGUGAUUGUGAUAAGGGUUAUGAGAUGAACUCACAGAAUGAAUGUGAACCGAUAUGUAGCUCUGGCUGUCCGAAAGGUAAAUGUGUUGCUCCGGAAACCUGCGAAUGCGAUCCGGGAUACCAAUUGAAUGGUGAAAAUAUGUGUGAACCAAUUUGCCAAUUAGACUGUCUCAAUGGCAAGUGCGUGGCACCAGAUACCUGUGAAUGUUUCAAGGGCUAUAGUAAGUCGUCACCAUACUCCUGUUUGCCAGUUUGUGAAACAGGUUGUCCGAAUGGAAAAUGUGUUAUGCCAGACGUCUGUGAAUGUGAUCAGGGAUAUACAAUGCAGGCAGAUAACCAAUGUGAACCGUUUUGCUCCAAAGCAUGUGAGAAUGGUAAAUGUGUGGCUCCGGAAUCCUGUGAAUGCGAUCAGGGAUAUCAAUUGAAUGCUGAAAAUAUAUGUGAACCAAUUUGUCAAGAAGGCUGUCUAAAUGGCCGGUGUGUGGCGCCAGAUACUUGUGAAUGUUUCAAGGGCUAUAGCAAGUCGUCACCCUACUCCUGUUUGCCAGUUUGUGAAACAGGUUGUUCGAAUGGAAAAUGUGUUAUGCCAGACGUCUGUGAAUGUGAUCAGGGAUACACAAUGCAGGCAGAUAACCAAUGUGAACCGUUUUGCUCCAAAGCAUGUGAGAAUGGUAAAUGUAUUGCUCCGGAAACCUGCGAAUGCGAUCAGGGAUAUCAAUUGAAUGGUGAAAAUAUGUGUGAGCCAAUUUGUCAAGAAGGCUGUCUCAAUGGCCAGUGUCUGGCACCAGAUACCUGUGAAUGUUUCAAGGGCUAUAGCAAGUCGUCACCUUACUCCUGUUUGCCAGUUUGUGAAACAGGUUGUCCGAAUGGAAAAUGUGUUAUGCCAGACGUCUGUGAAUGUGAUCAGGGAUACACAAUGAAUGCAGGUAACCAAUGCGAACCGGUUUGCUCCAAAGCCUGUGAGAAUGGUCAAUGUGUGGCCCCAGAAUUUUGUGAAUGCCAUCAGGGAUAUCAAAUGAGUGGUGAAAGUAAAUGUGAAGCAAUAUGUUCAGCAGGGUGCGACAAUGGUUGGUGUAUAUCCCCUGAAAUUUGUGAAUGCUAUCAGGGAUACCAAAUGAAUGUAGAAAAUAAAUGUGAACCUGUUUGUCCAGAAGGCUGUGAGAAUGGCAAAUGUGUGGCACCCAAUACCUGUCAGUGCAGCAUUGGUUACGAAACUAUAACAUCCAAGCUUUGUGAACCCAUCUGUGAGCCAGACUGCAGAAAUGGCGAUUGUGUGGCACCGGGUGUAUGCGAAUGCCACGAAGGCUACCAACUAUCAUCCUUAGAUCAGUGUGAGCCUAUUUGUGAAGAAGGCUGUCGCAAUGGUUACUGUAUUGCUCCCAAUAAAUGUAAAUGUGAUGACGGUUAUGGUCCCACACUGCCGAAUAAAUGUGAACCUAUUUGCGAGUUGGAGUGUGUAAAUGGCCUGUGCAUAGCUCCGAAUAAAUGUGCUUGCAACGAGGGUUACCAAGCACUGACUCCAAAUGUUUGUGAACCCAUUUGUGAACAAGGAUGUCUUAAUGGUUAUUGCAUUGAACCCAACACCUGUGUGUGUGAAAAUGGUUUUACCAAAGUCUCUGACAGUUAUUGUGAAGCAAUUUGUGAAUUCGGUUGUACCAAUGGUACUUGUGUCAGACCCGGAAUUUGUGAAUGUAAUCCCGGCUUUGCUCUAGACAACACAAAACAAUGUCAACCUAUAUGCUCUGAAGCAUGUAUCAAUGGAUUUUGUAUAGCACCCGAUAAAUGCUCUUGUUUAAAUGGUUAUGAAAUGAAUAGUGAUAAUACAUGUAAGCCCAUAUGUUUUGGAGGCUGUCUGAAUGGGGAAUGUAUAAGCCCAAAUAACUGCAAUUGUCAGCCUGGCUACACCAAUACUUCACUUAAUAUCUGUGAGCCAUUAUGUGAGACCGGAUGUUCUAAUGGUGUUUGCAUAUCGCCCGGAAAUUGUAAAUGCAAUGAAGGCUAUCAUCUCAAUUCUACAAAUCAUUGCCAGCCUAUGUGUCUACCAGAAUGUCUGAAUGGCAAUUGCAUAGCUCCCGAUACUUGUGAUUGCUACGAAGGUUACUUUAAGAUAACCGAUUCAACUUGCCAGCCUUUAUGUGAAACUGACUGUCCAAAUGGUAGUUGCAUUGCACCCGAUAUUUGUGCAUGCAAUGAAGGCUUUCAACUAAAUGCAGCAAAUGAAUGCGAACCCAUAUGUGACUCUGGUUGUGCUAAUGGUCAGUGUUUAGAACCGAAUAUCUGUGAUUGUAAUGAAGGAUUUGCUAAGAACUCUGAUGAACAAUGUGAACCAAUAUGUAAAUCAAACUGUAUAAAUGGCCAUUGUGUAGCUCCAGAUAUCUGCGAAUGUAACACAGGUUACUCCAAAAUCUCUACAAAUAUCUGUGAACCUUUGUGUGAGCCAAAUUGUUUGAAUGCCUUAUGUGUGGCUCCUGGUAGAUGCCAGUGUCUCGAGGGAUUUCAACAGAUUACCCCAAAUACUUGUGAAGCUGUCUGCAAAACGGAUUGUAGAAAUGGCAAAUGUUCCAACCAAACAGGUGUUUGUCUAUGUGACCCCGGUUACCAGCUAAAUGAUGCAAAUAUCUGUGAUCCCAUUUGUGCACCAACAUGUAUCAAUGGCCAUUGCUCAACACCUGGGAAUUGCGAAUGUGAAACGGGAUAUAACAAGACUGGCUCAGGAACAUGUGAGCCCCUAUGUGAACAAAAUUGCGAAAAUGCUGAUUGUAUAGCACCAGAUGUAUGCCAAUGUAAAGAAGGUUAUCAAAUAGUGACUGCAACUAAAUGUGAGGCGAUUUGCGAUGCUCCAUGUGAAAAUGGCACAUGCACUAAACCCAACAUAUGCUCCUGUAAUGAAGGUUAUGAAAAAAAUGCCGAUAAUAAAUGUUCUCCCAUCUGCCAGCCAGAGUGUUUAGAUGGCCACUGUAUAGCUCCCAACCUUUGUGGCUGUCAAAAAGGAUUUCAACUGAACAACGAAAAUGUCUGUCAACAAAUGCAUGCUAGCUAUAAUGUUGCAAACCGCGCAGAUGUCAGACAACAGAAAUGCUUACAGACCUGUAUAAAUGGUGACUGUUUGGAUGGAGAGUGCACUUGUGCCACCAAUUAUCACCUAAGAAAUUUUCGCUUUAAUGACAUAUGUCUGCCAAAGUGUCAACAAGAUGAGGAUUGCUUCAAUGGUGUAUGUUCGACAUCUGGUUUGUGUAAGUGCAUGGAGGGUUUCGAGUUUUCCGACACCACAUUCCAAUGUGAGAAACUUGUUCUACUGAGUGGAAAUUAUUCCGGAAUUUCGAAUCCGAUUUUGAAAUGGUUCUUCAUAUUCGCAUUGAUCUCAUUUUUAUUGGCGUUGAAGAUAUUGGUGGUCAUGUUUUGUCUGACAAGGAAGGUGUCCUAUAAUGUGGAUAAGAAGGAAAACGAUUUUGGCUUGAUUAGACUUUCGCAAAAAGCCGACAUAAUACGUGAGCCCAACACCAUUGAUGUGUGAUUCAAAUAUAAUAAGUUUUAUUAUUUAAAUUAUUUACAUAUUAUUUUUUAUUGUACAUACGUUUGUAAAUUAAACAAAAUAUAUUAUUUCGUUAUUAUUUAAUAAACCAUUAUUUGACCACGAUCUAGAAAAUGUUCUCGAUAGAAGUCAGGAGACACUAAAACAAUUAAAUAAAAUAAUUUUUGUUAAAUAAAA
Messenger RNA from Calliphora vicina (urban bluebottle blowfly), 9070 nucleotides. RefSeq names its product fibrillin-1-like. The transcript has 8 exons. Lineage: Eukaryota; Metazoa; Arthropoda; Insecta; Diptera; Calliphoridae. The record is from RefSeq and is a predicted model, not a curated record. The coding region runs from base 29 to 8875 and encodes 2948 amino acids.